This is a messenger RNA of Ornithodoros turicata, 1425 nucleotides long. RefSeq names its product mRNA export factor-like (gene Rae1). The coding region runs from base 255 to 1349 and encodes 364 amino acids. The transcript is spliced from 9 exons. Gene Ontology annotation, cellular component: nuclear pore. Gene Ontology annotation, molecular function: RNA binding; ubiquitin binding. NCBI's taxonomy places the organism in Eukaryota, Metazoa, Arthropoda, Arachnida, Ixodida, Argasidae. The record is from RefSeq and is a predicted model, not a curated record. Gene Ontology annotation, biological process: RNA export from nucleus; transcription-dependent tethering of RNA polymerase II gene DNA at nuclear periphery.
CACAAGGCACAAGCGUACCGAGGUGAAGUGUGACGCGAAGGAUACUCUACUCGACGGUGUGAAUAAUGGCGCCGUAGCAUUUUGCAAGGCGUUGUUGGCUUUGUAGUUGCGUUUUUAGCCACAGCACUGCAUUUGUUAGAAAAAAGUGGUGCUCCACGUAAGCAAGCAGUGUGCUAGUCAACGUUUGUAUUGUUUGCUGGUUCCUAGAAGAGAGACGGUAAUUUCGGAAGAUCUCCGACCGUCUCUUCACAGGCAUGUUUGGAUCGACAGCCAGCACUUAUGGCGGUGGUGUGGGAAUGUUCAACACCACAGCCACUGGGACGCAUAACCCUAUGAAAGAUUAUGAAGUAGUCUCACCUCCUGAUGAUUCAAUCAGUAGUCUUGCAUUCAGUCCUGCAGCGCUGCCACAGAAUUUUCUCAUCGCUGGCAGUUGGGACAAUCAGAUACGAUGUUGGGAAGUGCAGAGUACGGGUCAGACCAUUCCCAAGGCACAGCAGACUCAUCAGGGCCCUGUACUGGACGUCGCAUGGAGCGAUGACGGCACAAAAGUUUUUUCAGCUUCCUGCGACAAAACUGUGAAAAUGUGGGAUCUCAACAGCAAUCAAGCAAUGCCCAUUGCACAGCAUGAGGCACCUGUCAAAACAGUCCAUUGGGUUAAGGCACCAAAUUAUUCCUGCAUUAUGACAGCAAGUUGGGACAAAACCUUGAAGUUCUGGGACACACGGACGCCGACGCCAAUGCUAACGAUCAACUUGCCAGAAAGAUGCUACUGCGCCGAUGUUGUGUAUCCCAUGGCCGUCGUGAGUACUGCAGGACGUGGCAUCAUCGUCUACCAGCUUGAGGGCCAGCCCCAGGAAUACAAGAAGAUCGAGUCGCCUCUCAAGUACCAGCACCGGUGUGUGUCAAUCUUCAUGGACAAGAAGGGCCAACCAAGCGGCUUUGGCCUUGGGAGUGUGGAAGGGAGAGUGGCCAUCCAAUAUGUGAACCCUCAGAACCCAAAAGACAACUUCACAUUCAAGUGUCACAGAGCCAAUGGAACUACCAAUGGUUUCCAGGACAUAUUUGCUGUCAACGACAUAGCAUUCCACCCCGUCCAUGGCACGUUGGCAACAGUGGGGUCGGACGGAAAGUUCAGCUUCUGGGACAAGGAUGCCCGCACGAAGCUCAAGACGUCCGAGCAGAUGGAGCUCCCCAUCAGCCGCUGCUGCUUCAACGCCCGAGGAGAAAUUUUUGCUUAUUCAGUCAGCUACGACUGGUCAAAGGGCCACGAGUUUUACAACCCGCAGAAGAAGAACUACAUUUUCCUUCAUUCUUGCUUCGAAGAACUGAAGCCCAGAACGAAGAAGUGAACUGAUGCUGCUGCUUCAUUUCUGCCGUCCUGGUUAUGUGUACAGAUGUUUCAGAGUAAAGAAAAAGUCUUUGUAA